Molecule: messenger RNA, 2061 nt
Organism: Manihot esculenta (cassava)
Lineage: Eukaryota; Viridiplantae; Streptophyta; Magnoliopsida; Malpighiales; Euphorbiaceae
Product: sulfite exporter TauE/SafE family protein 3
Exons: 12
Coding region: 294-1718 (474 amino acids)
Biological process (GO): protein ubiquitination
Cellular component (GO): Cul4A-RING E3 ubiquitin ligase complex; membrane
Source: RefSeq, a predicted model, not a curated record
ACAAUCUCACCCAUUCAAAUAAUUAAAAAAAUAAAAAAAUAGUGAAGGAGAGGAAAACAAUGAAAGUGCUUAUAUAUAUAUAUGGCAUUACAUUAGGUAGGUACUCUUGAGUACGCUUCUUAUUUGUUUCAUGCUUCUCUCCGCCUGCAGCAAGCUUGUACCGUUGCUUUUACCAGAGAGAGAGAGAUAAACACAGAAGAAAAAGUUCAAACUAAUCCAAGGGAAAACAAUUACAUUGAAACCCAUAAUUGCCUCCCACCUCUUUUAACAUUUUCAGUUUCACAGCCCAAAAGAUGGAGCUCAGUAAGCUGCAGAGAGCUUCAGCAAUGGCAGCAUUAGUGUUAUUCUUUGUUUUAGCUAUGACGGUCAAUUUCACUAGUGCAGAGAGACUGUUGAAAGAGCAAAAACAACAAGUUUUGGUUGAGAAAAAAACGAGCAAGCCUGGUUUUCUAGUGAAAAUGUCUAAUUUCCUUUGGCAGAGUGACAAGACUUCUUAUGAGCCUGUUUGGCCGGAGAUGGAGUUUGGUUGGAAAAUCGUCGUAGGAUCAAUAGUUGGAUUCUUUGGUGCAGCAUUGGGCAGCGUUGGUGGAGUUGGAGGUGGUGGAAUUUUUGUGCCAAUGCUCACUUUGAUCAUUGGUUUUGAUCCCAAAUCUUCCACUGCCAUCUCUAAGUGUAUGAUCAUGGGUGCUGCAGGAUCAACGGUGUAUUACAACCUGAGACUCAGGCACCCAACACUUGACUUGCCUCUCAUAGACUAUGAUCUGGCCUUGCUUUUUCAACCUAUGCUUAUGCUAGGAAUCAGCAUUGGAGUAGCAUUCAAUGUCAUGUUUGCUGAUUGGAUGGUCACAGUUCUGCUUAUUAUUCUCUUCAUAGGUACAUCGACUAAAGCUUUAUUCAAAGGGAUAGAUACAUGGAAGAAAGAGACAAUUAUGAAGAAGGAAGCAGCCAGGCAAUUGGAAUCAGAGUCCAAACCAAGUGAUGGUGAAGGACAAGAUUACAAGCCCCUGCCAAGCAGUCCGGCUGCAGUCCCACAUGAGGAUGAGGUCCCCCUAUUGCAAAAUAUUUGCUGGAAAGAGUUAGCACUGCUGGUUUAUGUAUGGGUGGGCUUUCUGGUUGUUCAAAUUGUUAAGUCAUACGUUAAGACCUGCUCCAUCACGUACUGGGUUCUCAACGCUCUGCAGGUACCAAUUGCUGCCUCAGUUACACUUUUUGAAGCCAUGGGCUUGCGAAAAGGGACCAGAGUGAUAGCUUCCAAAGGAAAGGAAGUAACAAACUGGAGGUUUCUUCAGAUUCUGCUCUACUGUUCAUGUGGGAUAGUGGCUGGCAUGGUGGGUGGACUCCUAGGCCUAGGAGGUGGCUUCAUCUUGGGACCUCUCUUCCUUGAAUUAGGAAUUCCUCCUCAGGUGGCAAGUGCAACAUCAACCUUUGCAAUGGUCUUCUCAUCUUCAAUGUCAGUUGUACAAUACUACUUCCUCAAUCGUUUUCCGAUCCCUUAUGCUUCUUAUUUUGUUUUGGUUGCAACAAUUGCUGCCUUGGCCGGCCAGCAUGUAGUCAGAAAGAUCGUUGCUCUUCUUGGAAGAGCAUCAAUAAUCAUCUUCAUACUGGCAUUGACAAUUUUUGUGAGCGCAAUCAGCUUAGGUGGAGUGGGAAUAGCAGACAUGGUUGAGAAGCUGGAGAAUCAAGAGUACAUGGGAUUUCAAAAUCUUUGUUAUCAGUAAGCAGGUUGAAUUGUAUGAGGAUUGCAGAGUGGGAUUUUUCUCAGCAGAUGUUUCAAAAUUAAUCCACACUGCCAUCUGCUAAUAGUCUCCAAUCUCUCCAUUUCUUAAUUUUCAAUUAAAGAUACAUACGUGUCAUUGAACUUUUCUUUAGUUAUUUGUAUAAUUAUCAGCUAAAACUUCCACAGCUGAGCUUCUUCAAGGUUUUCCUCUUGCAUCAUAUUAGAAAUGGAAUGAAUGAUUUAGCUUGCAUAAUGAUGGGAAGCAUAAGAGCGAGAGGGAGGUUCAUUAUUCUAUUUUCAAACUGGAAAUAAAGCCAAGUGCGCUGCAGUUGGGGUGUUGGGCA